ACAAUUCUCCCAAUUUCCCCUAAGGCAUUUUAUCUUUUUACCACCCAUCUUUCUUACAAGAAGCUUUAUAUCAAUUGAUUUUACAAUGGUUCAAGGAAAAGUAUUGGUCGUGUCAAACAGACUUCCAGUCACCAUUACUCGUAAGCCAAAUGGCUCAUAUAACUACUCAAUGUCCUCUGGAGGUCUUGUUACUGCCCUUCAGGGUCUCAAGAAGUCGACCGAGUUCCAAUGGCUCGGCUGGCCGGGCUUAGAACUUCCAGAAGACGAACAAGACAAGGUCAAUGCUGAUCUUUUGGAGAAAUUCAACUGUACUGCCAUUUUCUUGAGUGAUCAAAUCGCUGAUCUUCAUUACAAUGGAUUCUCUAAUUCGAUCUUGUGGCCAUUGUUCCAUUACCAUCCUGGUGAAAUGAAUUUUGAUGAGAAUGCAUGGGCUGCCUACAUAGAGGCAAACCGUCAAUUUGCUACCAAGAUUGCCGAACAAGUCGAGGAUAAUGAUAUGGUUUGGGUGCAUGACUAUCAUUUGAUGUUGUUACCACAAAUGCUUCGUGAGGAAAUUGGUAAUAAGAAGAAGAAUAUAAGAAUUGGAUGGUUUCUCCAUACCCCAUUCCCAUCUUCUGAAAUCUAUAGAAUCUUACCUGUCCGUAAAGAGAUUUUGGAAGGUGUAUUGAGUUGUGAUUUGAUUGGUUUUCAUACUUAUGAUUAUGCUAGACAUUUCUUAUCGUCUGUGCUGAGAAUAGUCCCUAAUGUUUCCACGUUACCUAAUGGGAUUCAAUACAAGGGUCGCUCCAUCGUUAUUGGUGCCUUCCCGAUUGGUAUUGACGUUGAUAAAUUUGUUGAAGGUUUAACUAAACCUUCUGUUGUGGAUAGAAUCCAACAACUUAAACAAAAAUUCGGUGACACUAAGGUUAUUGUUGGUGUGGAUAGAUUGGAUUAUAUCAAGGGUGUCCCACAAAAGCUUCAUGCAUUUGAAAUCUUUUUAGAUGAAAACCCAGAAUGGAUCGGUAAAGUGGUUCUUGUUCAAGUUGCCGUACCCUCUCGUGGAGAUGUUGAAGAAUAUCAAUCCUUGCGUGCCACUGUCAACGAAUUGGUUGGUAGAAUCAACGGUAAAUUUGGAACUGUUGAAUUUGUACCAAUUCAUUACAUGCACAAAUCUAUUCCAUUUGAUGAAUUGAUCAGUUUGUAUCACGUUUCUGAUGUUUGUCUUGUGUCUUCCACUAGAGAUGGGAUGAACUUGGUUAGUUUUGAAUACAUUGCUUGUCAACAAAAUAACAACGGGGCUUUGAUCUUAUCUGAAUUUGCCGGUGCUGCACAAUCUCUUAAUGGUGCUAUCAUCGUUAACCCAUGGAACACUGAAGAACUCUCUGAAUCUAUCAAGGAAGCUCUUACUUUACCAGAAGAAAAGAAAGUGGUCAACUUUAAAAAAUUGUUCGAUUACAUUUCAAAGUACACUUCAGGAUUUUGGGGUGAAAGCUUUGUAAAGGAAUUGUACAAAUGUGCUCUUGAAAAGAAGGAUUAGAAUAUAUAGGUAUACG
Messenger RNA from [Candida] anglica, 1532 nucleotides. The record is from the annotation of a GenBank genome assembly. Lineage: Eukaryota; Fungi; Ascomycota; Pichiomycetes; Serinales; Debaryomycetaceae.